AUGAAGUACAUAGUGCAGACAUCACCACUUGGGUUAGCCAUCCUCUUUUGUAUUUGUGUCGGCAUCUCUUCUGGCUCCGAUCAAAGCGAGGACGAUUGUGGCGUUAUAUACGUGGACAAAACGGAGGUGGACAAAAAGAACUAUGUAUAUGAACCUUUACGGACUCUGGAAUAUUUUUCUCAGUGGGAAAGGAUGACGUCGAGACUUCGUGAGAACUCCAGGGCGUUUAGCUAUAUACAUCGACUGUCAAAGGUUGAGGAGGAAGAUCCGCAUCCAUCAACGGGGACGCCUGUUUGUCCAAGUGAAUCAAAGAAAAUACAUGGAUAUUUCAAACAUGACGGUAAAGUACUGUGUUUGGUAGCAAGACCGGAUCUGCAAAAUGUGCAGGAGAUAACCUGCACAAGGGAAUAUUGCUGUGACAAUGCCUCGCGAUGUUCGGAAAGUGGAGUCUUUACACAAAGGUUUCUCGUGUUCUGUGACUUUUUCAUUCCGGACAAAGAUUAUUACUUUGACAUAAUUCAGGACGAUCCUAAUCUGUGUAACACUGACGCCCUCAUCGAGGAUCAAGAAAGCCCAGAUCGGAGAAGGCGUUCCUCCUCUACCACACACACCGGCUAUUUCGCUUUCAAAUUCUCUGAAUUCGCUUCCACUUGUUCUUGUGGUCUUUGUUACGAAAUAUAA
This is a messenger RNA of Ylistrum balloti, 681 nucleotides long. RefSeq lists its product as uncharacterized. Lineage: Eukaryota; Metazoa; Mollusca; Bivalvia; Pectinida; Pectinidae. The record is from RefSeq and is a predicted model, not a curated record. Bases 1 to 681 code for a protein of 226 amino acids. The transcript has 5 exons.